AUGAAGUUCGUUAUAUUAGCUUUACUUGCUUUGGCGUCUGGCCUUCAUGCCGAGAAAUUAGACCUCAAGGAAUUAAAGUUUGUCCUUUUUGGAAAGCAUGGCGAAGGCACCAAAACAUCAGUUGCAGCCGGUACAUGCCCACUCGGAGCUCUUCCCGACACUGUAUUCCUUCACAAGACCUUUGAAAAGGCAGGUCAUUUCUUCACAUGGGUCAGACCAGUACAUGGUAAGGUAGAUGAACUAGUAUGUGGAAACCAUGCUGUUUGGAAGGCUGGUGCUGGUGAAGUACUUCUUGACUUGCACUUUGUAGGUAAAAAGGAAUCUGAGAAGUUCCUCCACUUGGAACUUUUCCACCCAGCUGUAGGUUCACACCACCUAUUCCUCAAAUUCGCUGCUGGUGCUAGUCCUGGUGUAGGUGUUCAUCUUGGUAUGGCAGCCUUUGUAGUUGGUGUCCAUGGAUUAGUCGAGGGACUUGCUGGACUCGCUGGUCUUCCUGCUCAUCCAUUUGUACAUGCAUUGGCUGCACAUGCUGCUCAUGUUCCACAUGAAGUUGGUGUUGUUAAGGCUGCUCUCUAA
Molecule: messenger RNA, 576 nt
Organism: Theileria annulata
Lineage: Eukaryota; Apicomplexa; Aconoidasida; Piroplasmida; Theileriidae
Exons: 1
Coding region: 1-576 (191 amino acids)
Source: RefSeq, a predicted model, not a curated record